AGAAAAGUGUAUAUAGGACCACUGACAUAGGACUUAAUUUUCAAACAUCAUCAUCUCAUCUCGAAUUCCUUGUGUACCUCAAAUACCUCUAUCCAAACAUGGCAGCAAAAUCCCCAGUCAUGCUUCUUCUCGGUUUCGGCCCUAACGUUGGGCACCAUGUGUCUGAGGCCUUUGCUUCAAAAGGCUACAUUGUCGCUCGCGCAUCUAGAAAGAUAAAGGAGGAAGAAAGUACUGCCACCCGGAUCAAUAUCCCCAUCGACUUGUCCGAUCCAGAGUCUGUGAUUGGAGUAUUUUCAAAGCUCAAAGAUACACAUAGUUUUCCAAGCGUCGUUGUCUAUAAUGCUGGUGCAGGCAUUCCACCAAAUGAUGAGAAGGAUCCCCUCUCCACUCCCUUGGCAAACUUCACUCGAGAUCUAAACAUCAACACAACCAGCGCUUUUGUCGCAGCACAACAAGCCGCCUUGGGCUUCGCACAACUCUCUCCCACAGCGUCUAAGACAUUCAUUUUUACCGGAAAUAUAUUAAACACCACGACUAUUGCAUCGCUAUUGAAUUCGGGGGUUGGAAAAUCAGCGACAGCGCACAUCAUCCAGUCUGCAGCCAUAGCGUACAAAGAUCGAGGAUACAAAUUCUAUUAUGCUGAUGAACGAAAUGCCGACGGCUCACCUGCCUACCACAAAAUUGACGGAGCAGCUCAUGGGGAGUUGUAUACGCAUCUUGCGCAGGGGAAGUCGCAGGGCCCUUGGCAGCAGACUUUUGUUAAAGGGGUGGGAUACAAACACUUUCCCUCCGCCUAG
Hyaloscypha bicolor E is the source of this 797-nucleotide messenger RNA. Its product is annotated as putative short-chain dehydrogenase. The record is from RefSeq and is a predicted model, not a curated record. NCBI's taxonomy places the organism in Eukaryota, Fungi, Ascomycota, Leotiomycetes, Helotiales, Hyaloscyphaceae. The transcript is spliced from 3 exons. Bases 99 to 797 code for a protein of 232 amino acids.